Gossypium raimondii (Peruvian cotton) is the source of this 1285-nucleotide messenger RNA. RefSeq names its product feruloyl CoA ortho-hydroxylase F6H1-3. The transcript is spliced from 2 exons. NCBI's taxonomy places the organism in Eukaryota, Viridiplantae, Streptophyta, Magnoliopsida, Malvales, Malvaceae. The record is from RefSeq and is a predicted model, not a curated record. The coding region runs from base 67 to 1146 and encodes 359 amino acids.
AACCAAGCUUUCAUCAUAGCUUUCUCUUGCAAACACUAUCCAAACCAAAUCUCUUCACCAAAACCAAUGGCUCCAUCACUUUCCGAACCAUUCAGCGAUUCCUCGGUUCUUAUUGAUUUCGUUAUUAACCAAGGGAAUGGAGUGAAGGGUUUAUCUGAAAUGGGUCUCAAAGCUCUUCCAAAACAAUACAUCCAGCCUUUGGAAGAAAGGAUGUGCAUGACCAACGUUCAAGCUCAAGAAUCAAUCCCCAUCAUCGACAUGUCAAAUCCAAAUGACCCCGAAGUGGAGAAGUCGAUCUGCGAAGCGGCUUCGAAAUGGGGGUUCUUUCAGAUUGUUAACCACGAUGUACCGGUUGAAGUUCUGGAGAAUGUUAAAGAUGCUACUUACAAGUUCUUUGGGUUAGCAGCUGAGGUUAAGAAUAAGUACUCUAAGGAACAUUCGUUGUCAAACAAUGUUAGGUUCGGCACGAGUUUUACACCUCAAGCUGAAAAGGCACUUGAAUGGAAAGAUUACCUUAGCUUGUUUUAUGUCUCUGAAGAGGAAGCUUUUGCACUAUGGCCUUCCGUUUGCAGGGAGCAAGUGUUGGAUUAUACGAGGAAGUCCGAAGUUGUAAUUAAACAGUUAUUAAAAGUGCUAAUGAAGGGUCUAAAUGUGAAUGAGAUUGAUGAAACCAAGGAAUCCUUGUUGAUGGGUUCGAUGAGGACUAACCUUAACUAUUAUCCUAAAUGUCCUAACCCCGAACUCACUGUUGGAGUUGGUCGACACUCUGAUGUUUCGACCCUUACAAUUCUCCUUCAAGAUGAAAUCGGUGGACUUUUUGUUAGAGGAAAUGACGGAGAUAAUUGGAUCCAUGUUCCUCCAAUCAAGGGUUCUCUUGUGAUCAACGUCGGAGAUGCAUUGCAGAUAAUGAGCAAUGGAAAGUACAAGAGUGUGGAACAUCGUGUGGUUGCCAAUGGAAGCAAUAACAGAAUUUCCGUCCCUAUUUUCGUAAACCCAAGACCUAGUGAUAUGAUCGGACCAUUGCCUGAAUUAAUCGAAAAUGGUGAGAAGCCGAUUUAUAAACAAGUUCUUUAUUCAGAUUACGUCAAACAUUUUUUCCGUAAAGCACAUGACGGGAAGAAAACAGUUGCGUUUGCUGAAUUAUAAAUAUUUUAAUCCCAUAGUUGUAAACAGUCGUAGAUUUGAAAACAAUAAAUUGUAAGCAUAAAAGCUGAUAAUAUGCAUACUGUAAAACGCCACAAUGAGAUCUUUUAAUUUAUUGUUCUUUUCUCCUUUCUUUAAUUAA